AUGCAAGGUUGGAAGGAAAGGCUACUCUCACAAGCGGGAAAGGAAGUGAUGAUCAAGGCGGUGGUCCAAUCCAUCCCUACCUAUUCCAUGAGCGUGUUUCGAUUGUCAUUAGGCUUGAUAAAAGACAUUGAAGCAAUGAUCCCCAAGUUUUGGUGGGGGCAUCAAGAUAAUGCAAGGAAGAUGCAAUGGGUAAAAUGGAGUACUCUUUGUUCCUUAAAAUCCCUUGGUGGUAUGGGUUUUCGGGAUCUAAGACAAUUUAAUGAUGCAUUGCUUGGAAAACAAGUAUGGAGGCUUUUCCAUGAGAAGGAUACUUUGCUUUACAAAGUUUUCAAAUCUAAGUAUUUUCCCGAUGGGAGUAUAUUAGAUGUGGACAUCAAUCCACUAAGCUCUUUUGCAUGGAAGAGCAUUUUGCAGGCAAGAGAGGUGAUUUAUAAGGGGGCUAGGUGGAGAGUUGGGGAUGGGUCAAGAAUAAAUAUAUGGACUAGUAGAUGGGUGGAGUCAUCUGGAGGAGGACAAAUCCUAUCUCCUCAGCACGAUCCAUCGUUGGUGGUUGUGAAGGAUCUGUUUUUACCGGGCACAAAGAUUUGGGGACAGGAGCUCAUAGACCAAAACUUCUUUCCGUGGGAAGCGAAGGGUAUUAAGAGCAUUCUUGUCAGCUUACACAUAGAGGAGGACCUGCUUAUAUGGCCUAGAACACCUGAUGGUAUGUAUUCAGUGAAGAGUGCCUAUCAGCUUAUGGCAAAUGAGCUUCAAUAA
Molecule: messenger RNA, 756 nt
Organism: Quercus robur (English oak)
Lineage: Eukaryota; Viridiplantae; Streptophyta; Magnoliopsida; Fagales; Fagaceae
Exons: 1
Coding region: 1-756 (251 amino acids)
Source: RefSeq, a predicted model, not a curated record